Molecule: messenger RNA, 2175 nt
Organism: Heterostelium album PN500
Lineage: Eukaryota; Evosea; Eumycetozoa; Acytosteliales; Acytosteliaceae
Gene: culB
Product: cullin family protein
Exons: 11
Coding region: 1-2175 (724 amino acids)
Biological process (GO): ubiquitin-dependent protein catabolic process; protein ubiquitination
Cellular component (GO): cullin-RING ubiquitin ligase complex
Molecular function (GO): ubiquitin protein ligase binding
Source: RefSeq, a predicted model, not a curated record
AUGGCAUCCAAUUUAAAUAGAAAGGCUGUUGAUUUCAAUCAGAUAUGGCUGAAUCUAGAGAAUGGAAUGCAAUCCUUAUUAAAUGCCAAACACAUUAACUCUAUGGAGUUAAUAGAAGAUGUAUAUAAUUUGUGUGUGUCAAGACCACAACCACAUUCAGAACCGCUCUAUGAAAAUAUAAAGAAAUUCUUUGAGAAUCAUGUCGAUAACAUUAGAGAGACCAUUCUAUCAACCAAUUCAGAUACAAUUACAGAGUACUUGAAGCAAUGGGAAAGAUUCUCACUUGGAAGUAAAGCAUGUCAUGUUGUAUAUAGAUAUCUUAACCAGAAUUGGAUUCAAAAGAAGAUGGGCGAUAAGAAAUAUGGUCAAGUCGCUGACAUCUACGAGGUUUACAAUUUGGCACUGAUGAUUUGGAAAGAUAGAUUAUUCUACAAAUUAAAAGAUAAGGUUUUGAGAUGUGCAGAGAUUCUCAUCUAUCAGAACAGAGAGAAUGGUACCGAUGAUCAAGAUGCAAAUGUUACAAAGUUUAUGAACAGUUUAAUCAAUCUUGAUAAUAUCGAUAAAGAUAAAGUAUUAUACAAGUCAGAGUAUGAAGCAUCUUAUCUUGCCAAUACCGAGCAGUACUACGCUAGAGAAUCAUCUGCAUACAUUCUCACCUAUGGAAUAUCGAGCUACAUGAAAAAGGCAGAGAUCAGAAUCGAUGAAGAAUACCUUCGUUCUCAAAAAUAUUUAAAUUCAACUUCACAUGAAAGAUUGAAAAGAUUGUUGGAUUCAAUUCUUAUUGAGAAACAUAGAGAUUUAUUACAUGCAGAAUGUAUCAAUUAUUUGAAAGAUGAGAAACUAGAUCGUAUAAUCGAAGGUGGAUUGGGACCAGUGUUGGAGACAGUUCAAAACUAUAUUCAACAUACAGGAUUCGAAGCGUUGAAGGCUAUACCAGACAAGAGUAUCACCGAUCCAAAGGUGUACGUAGAGACAUUGUUGGAGAUAUACCAACGAUUCAGUGCUGUCAUUAGAAAGUCAUUCAACAAUGACGUUUCAUUCAUCACUGCACUCGACGCUGCCUGUCACAAGAUAUUCAACCAGAAUCAUCUCACCAAGAACACCACAAAGUCACCGGAGCUACUUGCAAAGUACUGCGAUCUCAUCUUGAAGAAAGUAAACAAACAAGCUGCCGAAGAAGUCGAACUUGAAGAAAAGUUAAAUCAGAUUAUUAUACUAUUCAAAUAUGUAGAUGACAAAGAUGUAUUCCAAAAGUUUUAUUCAAAGAUGUUGUCGAGACGUUUGAUCAACGGUACUUCUGUCUCUGACGAUUCCGAACGAUUUAUGAUCACAGGUCUCAAACAGGCUUGUGGAUUCGAAUAUACCUCACAGUUCCAAAGAAUGUUGACCGAUAUUACAUUGAGUUCCGAAACCAAUGAAGAUUUUAAGUUAACCAUACAAAGAAAUCAAAUUCAAAUAAUUGACUUUUCAAUUCUUGUUUUGACAUCUGGAUCAUGGUCUAUUCAUUCACAACCAUCUAGUUUUAUUGUGCCACAGGAGUUGACUGCAUGUAUUUCAGCAUUCCAAUCGUAUUAUCAAACCAAGCAUCAAGGUCGUAGACUUAAUUGGCUUCACCAUCUAUCUAAAGCAGAGGUUAAAUCUCAUUACCUCAAAAAGAAUUACGAAUUCCAAGUCACAAACUUCCAGCUCGGUGUACUGUUACUUUUCAACUCACAGGAAUCCGUCACCACCGACGACAUUACCAAAUUUACAAACCUUAAUGAAAACGAAUUACCAAGAACUCUUCAAUCAUUGGUGGAUGCCAAGAUUCUUAAUCAAAAAACAAGACCAGAUACAAAUAUUCAAGAAUAUCAAUUAAAUCCAACUUAUUCAAAUAAACGAUUAAAAGUUAAGGUAUCAAGCUCAUUACAGAAAGAUACAACAACACAGACCGAGGAAACUUACAAGGGUAUCGAGGAGGAUAGAAAGUUAUACCUACAGGCAUCUAUUGUUAGAAUUAUGAAGGCCAGAAAGAGUAUGAAUCACGUUGCAUUGAUUCAAGAGGUCAUCGAACACUCUAGACUUAGAUUCCAACCACAUAUCCCAAUGAUUAAGAAAUGUAUAGAACAAUUGAUCGAAAAAGAAUAUAUUCAAAGAGUUGAAGGUGAAAGCGAUAAAUACAACUACGUCGCUUAA